Messenger RNA from Fusarium coffeatum, 444 nucleotides. RefSeq lists its product as uncharacterized. The transcript is spliced from 2 exons. Lineage: Eukaryota; Fungi; Ascomycota; Sordariomycetes; Hypocreales; Nectriaceae. The coding region runs from base 1 to 444 and encodes 147 amino acids. The record is from RefSeq and is a predicted model, not a curated record.
AUGCGUUUCUCAUCUGCCGCUACACUUGGCUUCGCUGCCACUGCCCUCGCUGCCAAGGAGACCGUCACUGUCUCCAAGCUCAAGAUCCACAGCGUCGGAACUCCCAUCAAGACCACCCUCAAGAGCGUCUCCUUCACUCUCAACGGCGCUGAUGCUAAGAACCUCAAGUGUUCUGCCAAAAACCUCGCCUACCCCACACCCGAGAAGUCUUACUCUUGCGGUGACUCCGACUACUCGUUCCUCAUCUGGGAGGGCGAAAAGGAGCAGUUCGGCAUCAUGAUUUACCACGACGUUGGGGACGCCAAGGCUGAUCUCCGAGGUGGCCGCGAUAUCAAGACCAACUGCGAUAACAGCCAGGGCAGCGGCCCUGCUGAUGAGAUUUGCACUCAGGGCAAGCCUGUCUCCUUCAAGAUUGAUGGCCCUGUUGGUAUCUCCCCCAACUAA